Dimorphilus gyrociliatus is the source of this 4723-nucleotide messenger RNA. The record is from the annotation of a GenBank genome assembly. Lineage: Eukaryota; Metazoa; Annelida; Polychaeta; Dinophilidae.
UGGCGCUCAGAAAAUCGAAAAUUCAAUAUAUAUCUUAGUUACUUUAGGCGAAUAAAGGUUGCUGUAAUCGAGUAAAGAAUAUGUAUUUAUAUAUAGAUAGAUCUUAACUAAAACAAAAAAGGAACAUAAUCUGAAUCAGUAGAACUGAGAAAAUAAGACUUUUCUAGAUCGACUAUUUGACGUAAAAAGUUAACCAAUGCCUGGAAUUUUUUAGUUUGGAGUAGAAGAAAAGUUGAUAUGUUUACUUCCCUGCAAACCACCUCUGCAAAUUUUAGUUUAACUACUGCAAUAUGUGUUGCAUUGAUUUCGUUUUUGUAGUUUUUUUUUAUUUUUAAGAAGAUUUGAUGUUUUCUUUUUGAAAAGGAAAAAUUAUUUAUGACUAUAUAAAAAAGCAUAAAUUAGCUUCUAUUGAAGACUAUGCUAGGAGUCUAAAAAAAGGACUAUAUAAAAUAUACUGCAAUCAUGGAAGAUGAUGGUUUUAUUUGGUCAGAAGAGUUUGAACAAACUCAUUUAAAUCUUGUUAAUAUACAAAUUGUACCAAAUUCACCGGAUAAGCAGGAAAAUCCUUAUUUGGAUGUUUUUGAGCAUUUUGAAUUACUAUCGGAUUCAAGCGAUUCGGGAAGCAGCAGCGCCUCGAAUAGUGGUAGAAAACGUAAAUCCUUACUUCCUGCACCUACUUCUCUCCCUCAAAACUCCAUUUCCACUACCCAAGGCUUUAAAAUUGGAGACAGAGUACGAAUAUCUGGUACAAAAUCGGGUAUUCUGAAAUAUUUUGGUAAAACAAAAUUUGCUCAGGGUGAAUGGUGUGGCAUUGAAUUAGAUGAAAAAAUUGGUAAAAACAAUGGAAGCGUUGAAGGUGUUACCUACUUCAACUGUGAAGAUAAUUUUGGUAUUUUUGCUCCUGUGAGUAAAGUCACUAUGGAGAAGAAGGAGGAAGUAGAAGUUAAGAGGGCAAGACAAAACCAAUCGUCUUAUCAGAGUCGAUUGUCGAUGGGUCUUCGUUCCUCUAAACUCCGACAGAAUCAAACAGACUCCAAAGAUAAAGAAAAGUCUGUUGCAACUGGGGCAACAACUAGUGAAUCUAAAGUCGAAAAACGCACUGAUACCAAAGGAAAAAAGAAAAAUACAACGAUCACCAAAGUCGAUGAUCCAUCCGCUGGUAGUAGUGAAGACCCUAGUGAAUGUCGUGACAAAUUUCCUCCAAAUAUUCAGUCAAUGGAAAAAAGUUCUGACGUUAGCGAAGCAAACGCUAUAUUAACCGCUAGCACGGAUACCGGUUAUCAGGAUGAUGUUGUUUCAAGUAUGCAUCUUUCUGCUGUUCAUCCGCGUUCUAUUACUAGUUCUAUUACUACUUCCAAAGAGCAUGAUCAACUUGUCUUAAGUAGUGAUACUGGCUAUCAAUGUGAUUUACCGCCACUUACCCAGUCUAAAAUUGCAACUCUGCAAGAUUGUCCAGUCUCUCUAGUUUCUUCAACCGAUACAGGUUAUCAAGGAGAAUUAUCCCCAAAUAUCAAUUCGAAUAAUGCAACUUUCACUAUUGUCUCGGAUGCUAUUGAUAAAGUGGAGGAGUUAGAAACUGAAAAAGAAAAGGAUAAAUCCUUGAAGGAAGAGGCAACUGUAGAUGUCAUACAAAUGUCGCAUCACUCGGAUUUCUCAGUUUCUGUCGAUUUUUCGACCCAGCAGUUGGAAGUCACAUAUGAUGUUAUUCAAAUGCAACAUGAAAGUAGCAGUUCGUCAAAUGAUAAAGAAAACUGUAUUGGAAAAGAUGUGAAACAUUCCAGUCCGGAAAAGCCAAAGAAAACUGCAGAGAAGAAAACCAAUAGUUUACGUAAACCCCAAGUUAAAACCAUUCCGAAAAAAGAUGAAAAACCUAUACCAAAGAAAAGUUCGAUACCACCAGCCAAAAAUCCUACUUUUAAGAGACCUAGUGUACCUCCUCCCAAAGUCACCACAAAGAAACCCGUUCAAAUUCCUGUUGUAAAGAGAACUUCAAUUACACCUAAAGUUCCACCGAUAAAAUUAAACUCUAGCACACUAUCUGAUAAUUCAUCAAACGCCUCCUUCACUCGACUAAAAACAUCAACGCCUGUGAAGAAAGAUGCACAAAAUAGACGGCUAUCUUUGGGAAUAUCUAAAGAAACACCUACUUUAAAGCAAAGAAAUAUUAAUAAUUCUACAACCAGUGUAGAUUCCCAAGCAUCCCGGAAUUCUGUUAGUUCAAGAGGUUCUUUCUCAACAAGGAAUACCAGUAAAGGCCCUCCUUCCGCAUCAAGUAAUACAUCCAUUUCCGCUGCUGCACGUCAAAAGAGAAGGUCCUCAAUGCCUCAUUCUAACAAUCCUCCGCUAAAGAAAGAAGAUCAUGCUAAGAUCGCAGAAAAUUUAAAGUUAGAAAAGAAGAAAUUAGAAAAGAUCCUUGCAGAUAGAGAAAAAAUGAUUGUUGAUUCCCAAAAGAUUUUACAACAUUCAAAUAGAGGCUUUUCUGUAUUUGCUGUUCUUCUUCAAUUUUUACAACUUAAGCUUGAUGAAUCGAAUUGUGAUAAUGAAAGAAUCAGAAAUUUUGGUGAGGCCAUAAAAACCGAAAGAGAUGAGUUAUAUACGGAAAUAGAACAAAUUAAGAACGAAUUUGAAGAAGAAAGAACAGAAAUAUCGAAUAAUCAUCAUUUAGAAAUAACAGAAUUACAAGAUCGAAUAACAGAAUUAGAAAGUUUAAUUGAAGAUUCCACUAAAAGUCAUCAAUUAGAAAUUCAGCAAGUUAAAGUGCACCAUCAAAAUGAAUUGCAAGAGCAAGAAGUAGAAUAUAAGCAGAAACUACAAGAUUUCGACGAUGAUCACAAUAUUCUCCUAACCGCUAUGCAAUCAGAACACGAAAAUAUCAUUGCAGAAUUACACGCCACUCACGAAACGAAAUUAUCAGAGAUGGCCGGGUGCUUUGAAACCAUUAAAAUCAAUUUAUCAAAUAAUGACAAAACUGGCAUUUUGGUAAGAAUAAUAGCUUAAUAUAAAAAGAAAUAUAAUAAUUCUAUAUUAGAAUAUAACUCUUCAAACUAUAAGAAAAAAAUAUAAAGAUGCUUUAAUAAUGUUGCUGCUUAUAAUCAAAAUCAAAUCUAUUUUCUAAAUUAAUCUUUUCAGCAAAAUUUUAAUUAUUGUUAUUUGUUUUCUAACAAAUUUUUAUUUCUUUUUUUUUGCUUGUUUUAAAAAUAUCUAUUCAAUGAAAAAAAAUUCCAGGAAAAAUUGGAGCUGUUAAGAGUUAAUUAUAAAAAGAAAUCGGUACUUUUAUAGAAUAUUUUUUUAAGUUAUAACUUUUAUUUUUUUUCACCUUCGACGUUUUCGUCAAUGAUUUUUUUAUAUAUAAAGCAACAACAUAAAUUAUCAAAAAAAAAACAACAACAACCCCAAAAACUGUAUAAAUGAUUUGCAAUAUAAUAAAAAUAUACUUCAACCUUUCUUAAAUACCCAAGUAUUUGCAUUUAAGCAAGGUAAAAGAGAAAUAGGAUCAAUAUAUCCCAAAAUCUAGGUAAAUACAUUUAUCAGGCUAUUCUUAUUUAUUAUGCAAAGAUGUUUUAAAUUUCAAGUGAAUGAAAAGUAUUAUUAAACGAAAAAUUCUGUCUCCUUAUAAUUUUCUUAUAAUAAUACUUUUGAACACUUUAGUCAUAAAUUUUACCCAAAAUCAAGCAAAAUAUAUAAGCAGAAAAUAUAUAUAUUAGUGUAAAUAUGUUUUUAAGAUACUAUUAUCAUCUAUCUAUGCAUAGAUUAUCUUUAACUUCUUAAUAGCUUUUAACUAUUUUAACCUCUCCUUCUAUAAAUAAUUGAUUCGCUUCAAUAAAAGCAAUCAUUGCCGGGAACGCAAAUUUCCGAGGUUGUGGUGCACAACUUCACCUUUGAAUUUUUUCUUAUCUGCUUCAACUUGUUGAAUAAUUUAACUAUUUCUUUUUAGGAAAAGGUCGACUACUUACGACGAGAGUGCGAAGAUUUACGGAAUAGAGAGAAGAGCUACCUACAAGAAAGCGAACAAAAUGCCCAUAUGAAAGUACAAAGUGCUUUAGCCAAGUAUAAGCAUUUACCCGAUGAAAUACGUAGUCUCAAAGCUGUAUUAGACAUGAAAAAUGAAGAAAUAUCCGCUCAAAGACAAAAAAUUGCUAGAUACGAAAGUCGCUUAGAAGAGCUAGAAAUUUUGAGGCGGAAAGUCGAAGAUUUAAAGAGAGAUGUUGAAAAUAAACAAGCAAUUAUAGAAAUGAAAGCCGAGUACGAAAAAGAUAUUGUAGACAAGCAUCAGAAACUUUUACGAAAGUUUGAAAAAGAAAGUAAAGCUAAUAAGAGACUUUCUAUGAAUAAUGAAGAAUUAGAGUAUAAACUUAGAUGCUAUAAUGAAACGACACCUCCUGGAGCACCUUGCUCCUUAAAACGAUCAGAUACUUAUGAGCUUUUAAAUGCUGAAGAGUCGUAACCUGCAAUUGUUUACCUUUACUUUUCAGUUUUUUUGUAAGAACUGCAGUAUUUUAGAAUCACUGUAAAUAAUCCAUCUUUAGUCAUGAUGUUUUGAUGUUGUACCAGUUUAGUAUGGUGCUUUUUUUAUUAGCAGAUUUUGCCUGUUUUUAAGUUGCAGAAAGAAAAACAAAUACAAGCAACGAAUGAUUUUACCGCUUUAAAUUUAGCUGUUUUAAUUGCUUGAGAUUACAAACGAAAAUUUUUGUGCAUUUAAUUCCUGUUUUCAAAUAUAAUAAAU